Messenger RNA from Amoebophrya sp. A120, 1596 nucleotides. Lineage: Eukaryota; Dinophyceae; Syndiniales; Amoebophryaceae. The record is from the annotation of a GenBank genome assembly.
UAAUAACAAGACGCUCUUUCAUGUCGAGUCGGCUUCGGAAGCAGACUCGAGUUGGCACUGGCGGUACCCAAUCCGUUACCCUUGCGAACUUGUUCCCAUGCUUUGGCUGGGGUUCUUGGUGUCCAAUUUGUUCGCCCUCUGUUCCCUUAGCAGGGCGGGGCCGAGGAUCCUCCAAGUCAAUUACAAUCUAUUGCGCUACAUACUGCUUCGUGCGGGACGAUGGCGCUUCGGGAUGGUUGUGGUUCUCUAGUGGCGGACUCGUCCACCUUCUUGACAGGCUGUCUCUAUGGGCACGGUGUGGCCUCGUUGGCGCGCCGAUACAAUCAUAGGCGCACGGAUUCCUUCCGGCGGUAAGGGGCUCGCGCGCGAGUCUGUAUGCCUUGGGGGCUACGUUAGCGCUAUGCUAUCGUUCGCCACGCGCUCCUGGGGAGGGCUUUGCUUGUCGCUAGCCACGGCAGGCAUUGCUAGGUCUAGUGCCUCUAGUGAGACUUUGGUGCCCGUGGAGGCGGAAGGGGGCCGCAAAGGGGCGGCUGUUCGUGCUCGGUCUUCGGUUGUUGGUCAGUAUCCGGGAGUACGUAAUGCCCUUGUUGCGGGCUUCUGUGGGUUAUUGUUUGGCUUGUCCCGCGGGACGCACUACCGGGGAUGGCCCCCUGCUCUUUCAGUUGUGCGCCUCUGCGUCCAGUUGCAACGGCUUCUACUUUUGACCCGUUACACGGAGCAGUCUCUCCCGGCGGGCAGGGACGUACUCGAAGAUGUUGCUCGCGUUUGGCUGGCGCUCGGGCGCUUUUGGUUUUGUGUCACGGAGACCGCUGCGCGCGCCGGGGCGGUUUGUGUCCAGGGCACCUACGUUUCAAGUUUUGCCGGCUUUGAGGCUUUGCUGCGUUUAUUCUGGCGGAAUUGGUGUCAUCACUGUAUUGCCGGAUCCGGAUGUGGUUCGCUUUUUCGCGGUUACUUGGAGCUCGCCUUCCGUGCGGGCUAUAGCUCCGAAGUAGGGGCCGGGGCAAGUGGGGCUGGGCUGGCGCUUCUCUCCCCCCAUUCAACCACCUGCGGUGGGGUUCUGGGGGGUCUUGCCUGUUGGCCAGGUGGUGGUGGAGUGGGUCGUUCCCUGCUGCGGGAGCGAGGGUUCGACCCGCUCGACCCAGACCCAAUGGCGCCGUCCAACGGGUUACUCGGGUUGGUUUGGCGCAUAGGAUAACAGAUGGAAGGAACGCAACGAAAAACAAGACGCUCUUUCAUGUCGAGUCGGCUUCGGAAGCAGACACAGAUCGACUAAAGCAAUGGCGAAACGGCUUCGCAAUCGUAAAGCAAUACCAGCUGCCUCUGCCGAAAGUCAAAGCAAAAAUUUCAGCUUCAAUACUCAUUUCAAUAUGGCUUUCCCUCGGAUGGAAGUGGCAGGUUUUGCUUUUGACAAAUCGACAGCAACAUAAAUACGAAAAUAAGUGGCGCAAAAUGAUAUGAGUAAAGUUGAAGACUGGUGAACUCUUCGUGAGCUUCACAACAUUUGAUGGAGCUUCAAACUCCACCCGCUUCAGUGAUGCACAGCGCUCGAGAUUUUUGCGCUUUCAUUGUUCGCUUUUCGAACAAUUAAUGUUUAUG